This is a messenger RNA of Trichomonas vaginalis G3, 408 nucleotides long. RefSeq names its product MULE transposase domain-containing protein. The transcript has a single exon. Lineage: Eukaryota; Parabasalia; Trichomonadida; Trichomonadidae. The record is from RefSeq and is a predicted model, not a curated record. The annotation marks the transcript as partial.
AUGGAAUUAGAAGAAGAAACUAUCUUUACUGUUAUGGAUCUUUGUAAAUUUGGAGUUAAACAAGAAAUACAAGCACAGUAUGGAUAUGGUGAACGUGUCAGGAAAGAAAGAUCUCAGAUUUCAUUCCACUGCAAAUAUCCAAAAUGUCCUGCACAUUUUAAUGUUGCAAUCUUGGAUCAAAAUAAAUACAAACUAAUCAAAAUAGUUGAAGAACAUGAUCAUUCCGCCCCAAAUGACAAAAGUCAAUAUUCGUCUGUCUUUUAUCGCAAAUAUUUAGAACAUUACUUCCAAACAGAUGACAAUCAAAGAGCGAUAGCACAGCUAAAUGCAUUCAAAGAUCUUGAAAUUCCUCUUACAGGUCCGUCCAUUCCAGAGAUGUACGCUCAAAAACCACGUGCAAUCAAACGA